Phodopus roborovskii (desert hamster) is the source of this 1259-nucleotide messenger RNA. Its product is annotated as asialoglycoprotein receptor 1. Lineage: Eukaryota; Metazoa; Chordata; Mammalia; Rodentia; Cricetidae. Bases 141 to 998 code for a protein of 285 amino acids. Gene Ontology annotation, molecular function: signaling receptor activity. The transcript is spliced from 9 exons. The record is from RefSeq and is a predicted model, not a curated record.
ACACAGGACCCUUGGAUGGACCCUGUCCCCUUCCCUCGCAUUGUCCAAGGCUGUCCACCUGAUUCUUCAGACUUCAUCCCUCUCCUUAGCCUGGACCCUGAGUGGUGUUGAGGGACCUUCAGUCCAGCUCCAGUGCUAUUAUGACAAAAGAUUAUCAAGAUUUCCAACACCUGGACAAUGAGGAGAAUGACCUUCAUCGACUCCAGAGAGGGCCGCCCCCCUCCCCAUCGCUCUUACAACGUCUCUGCUCUGGAUCCCGCCUUCUCCUGCUCUCCCUGGGCCUCAGCCUCCUGUUGCUGGUGGUUGUCAGUGUGAUCGCAUCCCAAAACUCCCAACUCCGGGGCGAUCUGCUGGCUCUAAGGCAGAAUUUUAGCAACUUCACUGUGAGCACUGAGGACCAGGUCAAGAUCCUGAGCACCCAGGGAGGUAGUGUGGGGAGAAAGAUGAAGCUACUGGAAUCACAGCUGGAGAAACAGCAACAGGAUCUGAGCGAAGAUCACUCCACCUUGCUGCUGAAUGUGAAGCAGUUAGUGUCUGACCUGAGAAGCCUGAGCUGUCAGAUGGCUGCGCUUCAGGGCAACGGCUCUGAAAGGACCUGCUGCCCCAUCAACUGGGUGGAGUAUGAAGGCAGCUGCUACUGGUUCUCCAGCUCUGGGAGGUCCUGGGCUGAGGCCAACAAGUACUGCCAGUUGGAGAAUGCCCACCUGGUGGUGGUCACCUCCUGGGGCGAGCAGAAAUUUGUCCAGCAUCACGUGGGCCCUAUAAACACUUGGAUUGGCCUAACUGAUCAGAAUGGGCCCUGGAAAUGGGUGGAUGAUACCGACUAUGAGACAAACUUCAAGAACUGGAGACCAGAGCAGCCUGACGACUGGUAUGGGCACGGGCUUGGAGGCGGCGAGGACUGUGCCCACUUCACCUCAGAUGGCCGCUGGAAUGAUGACGUCUGCAAGAGGUCCUACCGCUGGGUCUGUGAGACAGAGUUGGGCAAGACCAAUUAGGAGCCUCCCUCCCCUUAAUUUAUUUUCUUAGUGCCUUGAGUUGCCGAGGUUUGGAAUUGGGAGAUCCUACCUAGGCGUCUCCACAGCCUUGGGAAUCUUCAUCUAGGAUUUUAAGGGAAGGGUAAAGAAUGGUGUUUGAGGAGUGUGCUAUGAUGCAUGGUGGGUGGGGUUAUUGAGACCUACGACACUUUGUGCAGCGUGCAACUUUACUAUUGUUGAUUUUUUUUAAGAGUAAAAAGAACAGAAAUAUACUUAACCAUC